AUGAGUACCCUUCUAUUACCACUCGUCUCCACAGGAAAUGUUCCUCAGCUGGUCACCGAUCUGAUAUUGCAUUCUUUGAGCUCAGAAUUUGAGUUUGUUCGAGAGUUAGAUAGUCAGUACUUGUUUCCUUUUACGGGACCGCUCGACUACGUUAAAGGGUCGCAAGCCAGUCUCUACGAAACUGCGGAAGGGAAAACCCUUACUACGCCUUUAGAGCUCUUUUAUAGCUCUGCACUGAAUCUGUACGUGGUACAGCAAAGAUCACCGCUACUGCAGAAUUAUGAGAACAAUUUCUGUAAAGAAGCUCUGGUACCAUUAAUCGAAGAAUUGCAAAUUGAGCAGCUGAUAAUCUUCGACGCUACUGACGAUAUUGAAGAAAGUGUGGCAGUCUCGCGACUGAAUAGAACUCCUUACUCCCUGGGGAUCUGUGAAAUCUCCCAAAUUGACGAUAUUGCAGCAGAAUUCGAGCAGAAACUGCAAAUGAAGGAUGUCUUACCUCGGCCAACGAAUAAUACUCUCUUCAAAUUCACCGAAACCAGCUUUCAAUCGGGUAUCAGCGCGGAGCAAUUCACAUACAAGUUAUGCUAUCAUCUAUUGCAAUCAUCGAAAUUUACGAGUUGUUUGAAAGGAAUACGGUAUUUCAACACUUACGUUCAAGAGGGAGACAAUUCCGAAGAUGCUGCUGCUGCUUGUGACCAGCUCCCGCUUUUCGUCGAAGGUUUUCCAAAGAUAACGCAGUACCAUACUCCUGUGUCGUGGGAAGGAGUUUAUGGGGUACGUAAUGCACCCAGUUCAUUCGAAGAGGGCCUUUAUAUAUAG
Messenger RNA from Lachancea meyersii CBS 8951, 819 nucleotides. The record is from the annotation of a GenBank genome assembly. NCBI's taxonomy places the organism in Eukaryota, Fungi, Ascomycota, Saccharomycetes, Saccharomycetales, Saccharomycetaceae.